AUGCACACGGAGCUGCUCUGCGCGGGUGGCGAGCCCCCCGCCAUCCUCGUUCGCCUCUGCGAUGUACGUACUCUGCCUCCGACGCCAGUCCUAAUUGAGAAAGCCGAACGGCUCAUCCCAGCCGAAGAGGUCUUCUCGGCUCUCAGGUAUCGCCAGGAUCCCGACAAGCGCAUGGCUCUGGCGAGUCGCCUCCUUCAGCAGCAGCUUCUCCGCCAGCACUCUUCGCGGCACCGCGACAGCCGUGCGGUCUGUUCCCCGUCCUUCCUCUCGGACGCGCAGCCUUCGCACGCGUCACAACGCCGUUCGUUGUCUCACACUCUCUCUUGCAACUCGAAAGCCCCACAACAGCACGAGAUCCUCUCUUCUGCGCCUGCAGCUUCUUCUCCGCCUCUGUCGUCUCCAAGUCCUUGCGCCGCCUCGCCUUACUCUUCUUCUGCGACUUCCGGCUCUGCAGCAGCUUUCUCGGCAGCUCCUUCGGCGUGUAUCUCUGUAGAUUCUGCCGCUGCGCCUCCGCCUUUGGCUUCCUCGGCCUCUGCGCUUUCCGGCGCGCCCUCACAGGUCUGUUCAGCCGCGUCAUCCGCUGAUUCGUGCGCGCAUUUGUCGGCGAACGGAGCCUCUCAUCCUGCGUUGUCGGUCGCGGGCGGCACCCGCCCGCUGAACGUCCCUGAGAAAGUCGAGCGCCAGCGCAGCGGACAGAAGCCUCUCUGGCUCCCUCGCCUUGGCGAGGAAUCGCCCUUUGUCCACUUCAACGUCUCUCACGACAAUAGCCUCGUCGUUCUCGCGGCGUCUCGCCUCCUCGUUGGUGUUGACUGCAUGCAGCUGAAGGUUCGCGGCGCCGCCAAUCGGUCGGUUGCGGACUUUCUCCGAGCGAUGCGCACGCAGUGCGUCGGCCGGGAGCGCGCAUACGUCUUCGGUGAGGGCGACGCCCUGCCUGAGUCCGAGCAGCUGAUGAGGUUCAUGAAACUAUGGACGAUGAAGGAGGCCUUUGUGAAGGCCAUUGGCACGGGUGUGUAG
Messenger RNA from Besnoitia besnoiti, 1014 nucleotides. RefSeq lists its product as uncharacterized. NCBI's taxonomy places the organism in Eukaryota, Apicomplexa, Conoidasida, Eucoccidiorida, Sarcocystidae. The record is from RefSeq and is a predicted model, not a curated record. Bases 1 to 1014 code for a protein of 337 amino acids. Gene Ontology annotation, cellular component: cytosol. The transcript has 3 exons. Gene Ontology annotation, molecular function: magnesium ion binding; holo-[acyl-carrier-protein] synthase activity.